UCGUUUACACUGUGUGUUCUCAUCCCAGCAAAUCACAGUUUUUUGCUUAAUGACUUGCUUGGAUCCUCAGGGGAUUGCUUGUGGUCCCUCCUCCCCCUUCGUGCCUAGUAUCCCCCACGGGCAAGGUUUUACUGAUUGAGCGAAGUAGCCCACGGGUACGCGGUAGCCCAAACAACUUUUUUUCCCCGGAAGGAUGUGGCAAUUGCGAAUCACUCUCGACUGUUUCAUUCAGCGUGCCCGUGUUCCGAUGGUUCACCCUCUAUCAUAUCUCUAGUGCACUACACAUCAACUCUGCAGUGAACCGUUCGCACAAGUCAAUCAGCCGCCUGGGUAGCGGUGGGCUAACACGUCUUCGUGUAUACUGUCCGCGUGUACGCGUGUGUACGCCAAGCGGGACUUGGCCAACUCACUCACGGGGGAAUAUCGUCGAGAGCACGGAGCAGUUAUUUCGGUGCUGUUCGCUGAUGGCAGAUAUGAUUCCCUCAACUUUGUUUUGGGUUAGCCUGACUUUCCUGGUGGUGCUGGUGUCGUCUGUUUGUUGCAGUGACCCGGACCCUGAAGGGACGAACGUUUGCUCCUACACAGUCCAUCUUGAAGGCAGUGUAAAUGUCACGAGAUAUCGAUGCUGUCCCGGCUGGAGACGAAAAGGACCCGACUGCAGCAAACCGUGUACAAAGCGCACAUGGGGUCUAGACUGCCGCCAGCUUUGUCGCUGUCAAAAUGGCGGCAAAUGUAACAAAGAAGACGGUAGUUGUCGAUGUCCACGAGGCUGGACAGGACAAGACUGUACUCAGCCAUGUGAUGCAACGCGGUACGGACUCAACUGCAGUCGGCCAUGUCCUUGUCAAAAUGGCGCCCUCUGUGACCGCUUCAAGGGGACAUGCACGUGCCCUCCUGGGUUCACAGGUCACACAUGCGCAGAUCGAUGUCCUGAGGGCUUUCACGGACCUAGAUGUCAAGAACGAUGUGCUUGCAACAAUGGCGGGACUUGCAACAGUACCGACGGCAUGUGUUCGUGUCAGCUCGGAUGGACUGGUAACCUAUGCCAGACACGAUGCGUGGAGGGUUCAUAUGGACAGGACUGCUUGGAGAAGUGUCGGUGCGAGAGAGGGACUUGCAAUUCAGUCAAUGGAACUUGUACGUGCCCUCCUGGAUGGCAAGGAGUGAAAUGCGCAGAGCUUUGUCCAUGGGGCUACUAUGGCCAGGAUUGCAAGCAUCAAUGUGGCUGUGCACACGAUGAAGGAUGUAGUCCUUCAGAAGGUAACUGCUACUGCAGACCUGGAUGGAUUGGUAUGAGAUGUGAGGUCAGAUGCUCCGGUGGUCGGUAUGGAAGUGGCUGUAAGAGACUGUGUCAGUGUCGGAAUGGUGCCAUGUGUCAUCAUAUCAAUGGGAAGUGCACUUGUGCCCCCGGUUGGAUGGGAGAGCGCUGUGAUGUUCCGUGUUCAAAUGAAACGUAUGGGGAUGGUUGUCAGGGGACUUGUGAUUGUCAGAACAAUUCCACGUGUGACCAUGUGAGUGGUGCGUGCUUCUGUGGCCGUGGUUGGACUGGUAGGAGCUGUGACACGCCGUGUAGUGAGGGCUUCUAUGGGUCUGGGUGUUCUCAACUAUGUCUGUGCGAGAAUGGAGGAACGUGCGACCCGCUGACAGGGGCUUGUAGGUGUACGCCAGGUUGGCAGGGGAUGUAUUGUAAUGCUUCGUGUCUCUCGGGUCUCUUUGGCCCGAGCUGUCUGAUACAAUGCCUGUGUGAAAACGGAGGAACGUGUAGCCCAGUUGAUGGGACGUGUACGUGCCCAGCAGGUUGGACUGGAGCCACCUGCAGGGACAAGUGUACUGAGGGGUCCUAUGGCGUUAAUUGCCAGAUGACGUGCAGGUGUCUUUAUGGCGGUACAUGCAACCCUGUUGACGGUUCAUGCUCGUGUGCUCCGGGAUGGGAAGGACUAUCGUGUGGGGAAGUUUGCAGAGCGGGGUUCUAUGGACGUGAAUGCAUAGAGGUUUGCACGUGCCAAAAUGGUGCCGAUUGCGACCACGUGACUGGGAGUUGCACCUGUCAGCCAGGUUGGGAAGGAGAGUUGUGUCAGUAUAUAUGCAAUGAGGGACUCUAUGGACCUGGUUGUACUUCCAGAUGCGAAUGUUUGAAUGGAGCUAGGUGUGAUGCUGUCAGUGGGACGUGCCUAUGUGCUCCCGGCUGGACGGGAUCAAAAUGUGAGACGGCAUGUCCCAGAGGUUCGCAUGGUGUGGAUUGUAUGCGGGAAUGUCUCUGUCAGAAUGGAGGGAUGUGUGACCGGCAGACAGGUGGUUGCACGUGCACCUUGGGUUGGAAGGGUGUGGUUUGUGAUCAGCAAUGUGACGAGGGAACCUACGGAUCCCAGUGUAAACACGCCUGCUAUUGUGAGAAUGGCGCCGCUUGCAAUCACAUUGAUGGAUAUUGCACUUGCACUGCAGGAUGGUUCGGAGAAAUGUGCAACAAGUCCUGUCCAGCCGACUUCUACGGUCAAGAUUGCUCGUCGAGAUGCGAAUGUGCCAGCAACGCUGCGUGUCAUCACGUAACAGGGGCGUGUCUAUGCGGUCCAGGGUGGUGGGGUGAUUUCUGCAAUAUUCCGUGUCCGAAUGGGACGUACGGGCACGCCUGCUCACAGAGAUGUCCGUGUUUGCAUGGUGCAAGCUGCCAUGGUGAAACAGGUGCUUGUAUUUGCCAGCCUGGCUGGUCAGGUAAAUUUUGCCAGAACAAAUGCAAGCAGGGCUUUUACGGCCCACAUUGUAGAAAUGUCUGCCGAUGUCGAAAUGGAGGUCUCUGUGAUGCUACUAAUGGUUCUUGUACUUGUCCUCCUGGAUGGGUUGGGGAUGAAUGCCAAGAUACAUGUCAAGAUGGAUACCAUGGGAUUCAGUGCCAGGAUAAGUGUCUGUGUGAAAACGGGGCUACCUGUGACAAAAGCGAUGGUUCAUGUUCAUGUACAUCUGGUUGGACAGGCCCCUUCUGCUCUGAUCCAUGUCCUGAUGAAACCUUUGGUGAAAACUGCUCGUCUGUGUGUCAAUGUAAGAACGGAGCGUUGUGCGACCAUGUUAGCGGUCAUUGUCAGUGUAGGCCUGGAUGGAUGGGUGAAGUCUGUGAUGAGGAGUGUCGACCAGGCUUCUAUGGGGAUGCAUGUGAGAAAGUCUGUUUGUGUCUCAAUGGUGCCUUAUGCGACCCAGUCACGGGUGCUUGCUUAUGUCCUGCAGGUUGGUUGGGAGAACAGUGUAACCAGCCCUGUCCUGAAGGCUUCUUUGGGACGAACUGCUCCCAAAAGUGUCAGUGUGAAAACAGUGGCACUUGUAAUACAACAUCGGGUUCGUGCGUAUGCCAGGCUGGUUGGGUAGGGGAAGUGUGCCAGGACCAGUGCCCGGAUGGACAGUACGGCGUCGGAUGUAGUCAACAAUGUCAGUGUGCAAAUAAUGCAUCGUGCGAUGCUGGUACGGGAGUGUGUGGCUGUCUAGAAGGAUGGACAGGUGGGACGUGUAAUCAGCCUUGCUCAGAUGGGUUCUAUGGUAAAAACUGCAGCAGGAGAUGCGAGUGUGGGAAUAGUGGAGCUUGCGAUCCUAUCGAAGGGUGUAUCUGUGCGGCAGGAUGGCAGGGUGAAAUGUGUUUGGUUCCGUGUCAGGCUGGAACAUAUGGAGCACAGUGUGGUAGAGUAUGUCAGUGUCAACAUGGCGGUGAGUGUGAUCCAGUUACAGGCUGCGUUUGCCGAUCAGGGUGGACGGGAGAAUCGUGUGAGCACCGCUGCGUCGAUGGGUUCUACGGGAUAGACUGCCUGGAGGAAUGCCUGUGUCUAAACGGAGGGCAUUGUCACGCAGAGUUUGGUUGUAUGUGUUCACCUGGAUGGCAAGGACGCUAUUGUAACGAGACCUGUCCGCUGGGGUUCUUUGGGGCUGGCUGCUCUGUGGAAUGCCAGUGUGAGACGCACGGGGUGUGUGAUCCCAUCUUGGGAUGUGUCUGCACGCCUGGGUGGGAGGGAAGGUAUUGUGGAAGCCCCUGUGCGGAAGGGCGGUACGGACCCGGUUGUCAAAACACCUGUCAGUGUGAAAACGGUGCCACCUGCCACCACGUGGAUGGUUGUGUGUGUACGAGUGGAUGGAGGGGACCUCGAUGUAACCACACAUGCACCAACGGACGUUAUGGUGAGAACUGCCUCAAGUCUUGCGGAUGUGGACACAGAGGGACAUGCCAUCAUAUUCAAGGCUGCAUCUGUAAGCCAGGCUGGAAGGGACCAGAUUGUCGCGUUCCGUGUACGGAGGGAACUUACGGUGAAAGAUGCAAGAUGAAGUGCCAAAGAUGCCAGCAUGGUGGCACCUGCGAUCACAUGACUGGAGAGUGUUUGUGCCGUCCAGGUUACCGUGGCAACAGAUGUCAACAUCCUUGUCAACCGGGAACAUAUGGUAUGGGAUGCGCCAAGCAGUGCCCUCCGUGCUUAGGAAAUGCCACUUGUGACGUCAUUGGCGGUAAAUGCAAGCGAGCCGAAGCGACCAGUCACCCAGACUCUGUCAGCGACGCCGUGGUCACCCAGAAUCUACUCGAUGACGUCAUGGAGACGCCCCUCGUCAUGUACGCGAUCAUCGCUGGGGGCGCCCUUGGCUUUGUCCUGCUGGUGAUUCUGGCGAUCAUGGCCACCCAGAGAUUGAAAUGCGGCCGCCAUGGUUCCUACAGGACAAUGGAACGUCCCAGCGGUGUGUAUGCGACUGACGUAAGCCAGAAAAUGCAGACAGUCGAUAUAAACAGUAAUAAUGUUAAAGUUUACGAUUCGUCGAGCCUCGGCGGACGCUACAAGCGAAACUCAAAGCGCCCUCUAUCGGACUGCUUGGCCGGCAGUGCCGUCCCAGUCCAAUACACCCUUGCCAGUCUCCCACGGAAUCUGAGGUCACUACCCACGCCAGCUCGCCGACCCCAGCCCCUGCCAAGGAAAUUUUCUGUGGUCAGACCAGCCCCUAGCCUCAACUCCAUGGAGAAGCCGUUUGUGGACAUCACUCCUCCCUCUUCGGUGCUGUCUGACCCCACCCCUCCUUGCUCCGUCACCAGCGAGGAGAGCCGAGAGGGCUCCGAGGCUGAGACCGCGUCAGUUCGGUCCUCGACCGUCUCCAUAGUAACAGGGAGCUUCAUGAGCAGCGAUAGUCAGUACACCACUACCACUGGUUCAUCCACUGCCAGCCCGCUUGGGAACACCGGGUACUAUGUCGUGCCUGGCGGGCCAGGGGCAAAACGCAGAACACCGAACGGUGAAGUUCUGAUUUGAAUAAAAACUAUACCGAUGAAGUCUCUACCCUAUCUGUUCAGUCUUGAACCAUUUGAGGCAACCUUGUUCCCUGGGUGUCGAGCAGUACGCUCUCACCACUACCUGUUCUUACUAUUGGACAAGAGGUUGAAAAUAAAGUAAGCCCUGGGGACGAGGUUACAUUGGAGGCGCUGUGAGCAACAAGCUAGCAGAAGUGUGUGGAUUCCGUCUUCAGAUUUUUUUGACAUGCAAGAGAAUUGUUUGUUUUAGAUAAAUGGCUGUCUUGAAACGGAAUCCCUUCUCUGGAGACAAUUGUAUUAAGAUCUACUCGUGACUUGUAUUUCUAAGCUACAGGCCCAAAGAUCGAUUUGAAUACACCAGAAAAGCGAAAAUAUCUUCAUUAUGUCCUCCGCCAUUAAAACGUUUUGUCAGACAUACUCCAUCGUUAUCAACACACGUCAAACGGAUGAAGGGAAACAAAUAUAACAAUAACAAUAAUACUGGAUUGGACAUUUGGGAGACAUCCCCAUAGACUUGUGCACAACAUUUUUCAA
Patiria miniata (bat star) is the source of this 5794-nucleotide messenger RNA. RefSeq names its product multiple epidermal growth factor-like domains protein 6. The coding region runs from base 465 to 5261 and encodes 1598 amino acids. The transcript is spliced from 8 exons. Gene Ontology annotation, molecular function: scavenger receptor activity. NCBI's taxonomy places the organism in Eukaryota, Metazoa, Echinodermata, Asteroidea, Valvatida, Asterinidae. The record is from RefSeq and is a predicted model, not a curated record.